AACAUCCUGUGGAAUGAUUUAACAAAUAUUGCCAUGAUUGAGGUUGUCGGACCAAUCAUUGUUGCUGUGCUCGUAAUAGUCAUUUGCUGUGUUGCCAAAAUAGGUGUGACACUUACCACAAAAAGAUACAAGAGCGAUGUGAAGUUAACAGGAAAAACAGUUCUGGUCACAGGAGCUAGUUCAGGGAUUGGACAUGAAGUGGCAAUCGAUCUAGCAACCAGAGGUGCUAGACUAAUUGUACCUUGUAUGUCUCACCAAGAAGGUAAAACAACAUGCAGGAGAAUCAUCGAAGCAACGGGUAAUUCGAAUAUUUCCUACAAAAUAAUGGACUUAAGGUCACUGAAAUCAAUCAGAGCUUUUUGCGAAGAAUUAAGUGAGACAGAAGAAAAAUUGGACAUACUUAUAAACAACGCGGGUGUUAUGCACUCCAGAGACGAAUUGACAAAGGACGGAUUGCAAGUGACAGUUCAAGUGAAUUAUUUUGGACCAUUUUUACUUACCAAUUUAUUAUUGGAUCUCUUGAAGAAGUCCAAUUCAGCAAGAAUAGUCAAUAUCACCACAGGCUUUAUGAUAUCCGUAUGCGAUUCUAAUAUAAAUCUGAAUACGCUCAACGAAUUCAAUGGAUUUUUGAACACGUACUGCAGAUCCAAAUUAUAUUUUCGACUGUUUAAUGUCGAACUGGCCAGAAAAUUGACAGGAUCGAACAUUACGACAUAUUCCGUGUACCCUGGAAGUACAAGGACGAACUUGCUUACGAACACAUCCAUUGCGUUCCAGGCCUGGGCCAGAUUAUGGAUGUGGUGCCAGAACAGUCCAAAAAUUGUAGCAGAAUCAAUUGUGUACUGUGCCAUAAAAGAAGGAAUCGAAAGACACUCUGGCAGACAUUUUGAAAAUUGUGGUGUCACAAAUGAACUGACCAGCGUGAAGAAACAUUUGAAACUGUGCUCAGCCUUAUGGUCGAAAUCUGAACAAUUGGUUAAGCUCAAUGAGUGUGAUAACAACAAUACGACUAAUUCCAAAUUUAGUGAUAAAAUAAUGACAAAUUGAUCAUAAUGAACAAAAGUACAAAAUUAUAUAUUUUUUAAAAUAUUCAUGGAUUAGUGUAGUGUAUAUUUUUUUAAAUAAAUUUUAAA
This is a messenger RNA of Sitophilus oryzae (rice weevil), 1133 nucleotides long. Its product is annotated as retinol dehydrogenase 11-like. NCBI's taxonomy places the organism in Eukaryota, Metazoa, Arthropoda, Insecta, Coleoptera, Curculionidae. The record is from RefSeq and is a predicted model, not a curated record. The coding region runs from base 34 to 1047 and encodes 337 amino acids. The transcript has 5 exons.